Messenger RNA from Gloeophyllum trabeum ATCC 11539, 1635 nucleotides. RefSeq lists its product as uncharacterized. Bases 1 to 1635 code for a protein of 544 amino acids. The record is from RefSeq and is a predicted model, not a curated record. Gene Ontology annotation, molecular function: flavin adenine dinucleotide binding; oxidoreductase activity, acting on CH-OH group of donors. The transcript is spliced from 10 exons. Lineage: Eukaryota; Fungi; Basidiomycota; Agaricomycetes; Gloeophyllales; Gloeophyllaceae.
AUGUCCACCACGUCUCACGUCUACUCUGCGCACCACUCUUCGUUUGCCUCGACCAAGUUCGGUGAGGAUGGCUCUACGACACCUGAGUUCGACUUCAUCGUCGUUGGUGGCGGUCCUGCCGGUUGCGCGCUCGCAGCACGGCUCGCUGAGAACGAGGCAGGGUAUUCUGUCCUCCUGAUCGAGCAGGGAACAACCGUUGAGCAAAAUCCGGAGCUGCAGAACUCCGUCAGGCUGCCUCUACUCACCCGUUCCCUGCAUGGUAGCUCCUUUGAUGUUCUUUACCCGACUGUCGGGGAGGAUCAGUUCUCCCAGAGAGAACUAAGGAUUAGCAGCGGCAAGGUUUUAGGUGGUUCCACCUGUAUAAACUGGGGGAUCUGGACUAGAGGUCCGAAAGAGGACUACGAUCUGUGGGCUGAAUUGACUGGGAACCCGGAAUGGUCUUGGAACAGCAUCGUUCCGACAUUCAACCGUAUUGAACGGAGAGUGCGAUCAGCCGAUGGACCGACAGGGGGUUGUAUUCCAGUACGUGCCAGCUCGCAGUCCCCGAGGGAUAAUUAUUGGUCCCACACGGCAUCGCUAUCCUUGGACGAAGCUGGGUUCCAAAAGAUAACAGAUAUCAAUGCUGGGCAUAUGCUUGGCUAUGGUGAACUAGUCGAAAAUGUGACAGGCGGUGGCCAGAGGGCUACGGCGAAUGAAUACUUGAAGAAGGCGGCAGAGAAGGGGGGCGCCCUCGAAGUGUGGACAGCUGUACGUGUAGAGAAGGUCUUGUUUGAAGAUGUCCCCGACGCUACGAAGAAGCGGGCGGUGGGUGUUUCCACUCAUGUAGGUACUGUAAGAGCUAGGAAGGAAAUCAUCUUGUCCGCAGGGGCCGUGCAAAGUCCUCACAUUCUCCUACUCUCUGGAAUAGGCCCAGAGUCGCAACUCCAGGCCCACGGGAUCCCUCUGGUUUAUGACCUGCCUGAAGUUGGGCAGAACCUAUGGGAACACCCGUUUGUCGACAUAAGGUUCAAGCUUCGGAGUGACAAACGGCGCGAUACAGCGGAGGACCUGGCCAGUCUUAGAACUGCUGGUCGACAUUUGGACAAGUGGGCGAAUGAAGGAAAGGGCAUGAUUAAUGGAAUCCCUGUCGAGUGGUUCACCUUCAGCAAUUGUAAAGAAUAUAUAGAACCAAUUCUGAAUGAUGAUCCCAGUACUACGGAAUACGAGAGGGCUAUUUUUCUAAGGUCUACAACUCCUCAUGUCGAACAAUUCUUGCAUUACGGCCACGGCCUCACUGCAGCUCCGGACCCCCUUCAAUCGUCCUAUAUCUCCAUCUCUAAUGUCCUUCUUACGCCCCGCUCUCGCGGCUCUGUAUCUCUGGGCUCCCAGUCAUUCGUCGCCGCUCAGGAUUCCGCUUGUUCGCCGAUAAACCCCCGCUUCCCUAGAAUUGAGGUGAACCAGAUGAAGCAGCCUGUAGAUCGAGACAUGAUGGUCACUGCCAUCGAGAAGGCGUAUGAUAUCCUGAGCUCGAAGGCUUGGGAAGAGUUCUUGGAGCCUCAGGAGAAGCCCAGCAAGGGCGCGAUCCUGGACACUAUUAGAGAGAGGGUGACAACUCGUGGGUCCCUGGAUAAAAUGAUAGCUGUGUCUCUUCACUGA